AUGAACUCCACUUUCAUAGAAACAAGUACUUUUCCUCAGACAGGAAGCCCUAAUUUUAUUUUUCCCCUUUCCCACUCACAUAUGAUGACUCAAGAUUAUAGUUAUAAUUUUCAAGAUUUUGAAUCUUCUUCAUUUCUAGAUCAACUUCUUGUUGAUUAUUCUCCAACCAAUAACAAUACUUGUCUUUUAGAAAAUCACUCACAUAUGAUGACUCAAGAUUAUAGUUAUAAUGGAAGUUCUGCCAAUUCCUUUUAUGCCACACCACCAAACAUUAAACACUUGAAAGAAAAAUCCAAAGUGGGGAUCAUAAAGAAAGAGAUCCAGAAGAAUGAAAAACAUGUUAUUGCUUUUAGAACAAAGACUCAACUUGAGAUCUUGGCUGAUGGAUAUAAAUGGAGAAAGUAUGGCAAGAAGAAGGUGAAAAGUAACAAAAAUUAUUUGAGGAAUUACUACAAAUGUUCAAUUCAAGGAUGCGAGGUAAAGAAGAAAGUCGAAAGAGAUGGACAUGAUUCAAGCUAUUUGAUUACUACAUAUGAAGGCAAACACAAUCAUGAAGUCAACUCCUCUAUCAUUAAUUUACAAUCAUGUAAACGCGGAUUCAGAAUUUGAAUUGAAUUUCAUCAAAGAAGAUAGCAAAGACUAACCAAAUUUUAUUUCUAUCGUUGAACCAAGAAACUCAUUUGUUACUAGGUUCCAACAACGACUACUUUGUGAUUUUAGCUAGUGUACAAAUAUAUAUAGAUAUAGGACAUUAUAUUGUUUCAUUAGUAAUAUAUCGUGUGUGAUAUAUGUCAACUUUUCUCAGUUUACAGUCAACAUAUAAUUGUAAUCUUAUAUAGUUGACCAGCUAUGCGAAACAAUAUUGU
This is a messenger RNA of Solanum dulcamara, 866 nucleotides long. RefSeq names its product probable WRKY transcription factor 51. Lineage: Eukaryota; Viridiplantae; Streptophyta; Magnoliopsida; Solanales; Solanaceae. The transcript has 3 exons. The coding region runs from base 1 to 609 and encodes 202 amino acids. Gene Ontology annotation, molecular function: DNA-binding transcription factor activity; sequence-specific DNA binding. The record is from RefSeq and is a predicted model, not a curated record. Gene Ontology annotation, biological process: regulation of DNA-templated transcription.